GAUAUGAUGUUUAAACCAAACAAAUUGUUAUUAGAAAAUAAACAAUGUCCAUGAGUAUAAAUAUAAAAGUGAUAUAUUUUCAUUUGUUUACUUGUUAGAAAUUCAGUGUAAUAAAGUGCAUUAUGUCUACAUCACUAGAAGUGGAAGACAACAUAACUGUUUACAACACUCUCAGAGAUUUAUGUAAAGAAAGUAUUGACUAUUUUACAAACGAUGAGAAAAAUAAAUUUGCACCAUUAGCAAAUUCUUUUAGUCAACUUUUUGAAAAUAUUGGUUCCAUAUUGCCAUUUAUACAUGAACUACGUAAUGUCUGUCAUUUAUAUGACUUCGAUCCGUCUAUACCAGGAAACGGUUAUCGUAGCUAUGUUACUGCUGUUGAUUUAUUUAUUGCUCAUUGCAUAAAAAUUUGCAAUCAAUUAACUGCAAACAGAGAUUCUUUUUUUUUUCGUAGAACAUUUUAUGCAAAAGAAAUAGAAGCAUGUAAUCAAGUGAUGAGUGCUUUGGUAUUGUGUUUAGAGAAUUUGUGUCUUUUAAUUGGAUGGAGUGAACCAGGUAUGCUGUUUGCUGGAAAUGAUAGCGCUGCUUUAGAUUUAAUGAUGAAAAUCGAACCAUCAAAACUAUGUGCUUUUUAUGGGCGUUGCCUAGCUUUCCAAUUUGAAGAAUCUCUGCAGCCUGCUUUAAAAACAAUAGCCAUCAUGAUGGCAUCUUUUAGUGAAGUUUAUUAUAAUGAAAGCAGUAUGUUAGCUAGAGCUAGUACUGCAUGGAAUUGUAGCAAAUAUAUGUUAAAUCCAGAGCUAAGAGCUCGAAGACUUGUUAAUCUUAUUCAAUAUUCUUCAAUAGAAUUUUACAAAGCAUUUUUAUUUCUUGGUGAAACUGAAUUAUUAAAAAGUUUACCUAAUCUGGUAUCGCCUGCUGUUUCUGUAAAUCGUUUAAUAGCUAUUCCAAGUAAACCUAUUUUAUAUCUAAAGCCAGACGGACAACUGUACGAACUUCAACCACCUAAAUGUCAUACGGGAUCAGCCCCUUUGAAUGUACGACUAAUUUCAAAAGUUAGACGUGAAGGCAUGCUUGCAGAAAACCCUGGUGCUGGUUUAUUACCAGAGCCUUGUGAAUAUCUUAUUAUUCAUUGUCAUGGAGGUGGUUUUGUAUCUCAAAGUUCUAGUUCACAUGAGUCCUAUUUAAGAGAGUGGGCUGUACGGUUGGACAUGCCUAUACUAUCAGUUGAUUAUUCUCUUGCGCCAAGAGCACCUUAUCCAAGAGCCAGAGAAGAACUUUUAUUUGCAUAUAUUUGGGCAUUAAAUAAUGUAGCAUACUUAGGCUCUACGGCAAAGUAUGUAAUAAUGGCAGGUGAUUCUGCUGGUGGAAAUUUAAGUGCGUGUGUGGCUCUUAAAUGUAUAGAAAUGGGAUUAAGAAUACCAGAUGGACUUUUUCUUGCUUAUUUUCCUUGUCUCAUUGCUUGGUCACCAACACCUGCUAGAUUUCUAAGUUUAAUCGACCCAUUAAUACCUUUAGGCUUUAUGACCAAUUGUUUAAAAGCAUACGCGUGUCCACCUGAAAAAUAUCGUGACAGCAUAUAUGAAUAUAAAUUAAAGAAUAUUGCUAAAUCUAAAGAUGAUUUAGCAAAUGGAAUUGUAAUUGAGGAAGGAAUAGAAUCAAGUGAGGAAGCUUUGGAACUUAUUUCAUCUAAUGAAGAUGAAAAUUUGUCAUCAGUACCUCAUGUUGAAGAGGUCAUUAUGGCUGCACAUCAAAGGCGACAAUCUAAACGAUUAUCCUCUAUUUUAACUAAUACUGCAGAAAAUAUUUCUUCAACUAUUAGUAAUACAUUUUUAACAUUAACUAAAGGAAAUACAGAAGAAGACAUAAGUGAUGGAGAAGAUGCUUUGGAGGAAGUGGUAGAAGAAACUCAUAUACCAAUUGAUUUACCCAAAUUACCUGAAGAUCCAUUUCUAUCUCCAUACUUAGCUGGUGAUGACUUAUUUAAACAGUUACCUAUUGUUCACAUUGUGACUGUACACAUGGAUCCGUGCCUAGAUGAUUGUGUUAUGUUUGCUAAACGAUUAAAAGAACUUGGGAAAAAAGUAAAAUUGGAUAUUCUCAAAGGACUUCCACACGGAUUUUUGAAUUUGGCCAUAACUUGCAAAGAAGCACACGAAGGUUCAUUAUUAUGUGCACAAAGAAUUAAAGAAUUAUUUGAAGAUAUAAAAACUUCAGACUCCUAGUCCAAUUUAACAACUUCAAAAAAAUGUAUGAAUUAUGUAAUUUACUAUAUUAACGCUUUCCAAACUUCUUUAACCUCUGAUUGCUUCUAUGUCUGUGCUAUCCUAAACGUUUUGCUAGUAAGCUUUCAGACCGACCGUUAUCAGAAACUUAUCAACCCUCAAGUGACACCCGCCCAGUCGACUUCGCGGCCAACACCCUCGUCCAGCGUACUUCAUAAAAAAAAUUCAAAAAUGACUUCGCUAAAAACGUUUGAAGAUGAAGAUAAAGAAAGCUCCUAUGGAUUUGUUUUUGCGGUUUCUGGACCUGUUGUUACCGCUGAAAAGAUGUCUGGUUCCGCUAUGUACGAGCUGGUUCGAGUUGGUUAUUUUGAGCUUGUUGGGGAAAUCAUUCGUUUAGAGGGUGAUAUGGCCACUAUACAAGUUUAUGAAGAUACUUCUGGUGUUACUGUUGGUGAUCCUGUCUUAAGGACUGGCAAGCCAUUAUCAGUAGAGUUGGGCCCAGGGAUUAUGGGAAGCAUUUUUGAUGGUAUUCAACGGCCAUUAAAAGACAUCAAUGAACUAACCCAAAACAUUUACAUCCCAAAGGGUGUUAAUAUACCUGCUUUGGCCCGUAACGUCUCUUGGGAAUAUAAUUCAUCUAAUAUCAAAAUUGGUAGCCACAUAACAGGUGGUGACCUUUUUGGUAUUGUACAUGAAAACACUCUUGUAAAACAUAGAUUAAUGUUACCACCUAGAGCAAAAGGAACAGUGGUUUUCCAAGCACCACCUGGAAACUACAAAGUUGAUGAUAUAAUAUUGGAAACGGAAUUUGAUGGAGAAAAGUCAUCAUUCACUAUGUUACAAGUAUGGCCAGUACGUCAACCCCGUCCAGUUACUGAAAAACUGCCUGCAAAUUAUCCUCUUUUAACUGGGCAACGAGUACUUGAUUCUUUAUUCCCCUGUGUACAAGGUGGUACAACUGCCAUUCCUGGAGCUUUCGGUUGUGGUAAAACUGUGAUAUCCCAGGCCCUAUCCAAAUACUCAAACUCUGAUGUCAUCAUAUACGUAGGUUGUGGUGAACGUGGUAAUGAAAUGGCUGAGGUAUUGGGUGAUUUUCCGGAAUUAUCAGUAGAAAUUGAUGGUGUAACAGAAUCAAUCAUGAAAAGAACAGCUCUUGUUGCCAACACCUCUAACAUGCCUGUAGCUGCACGAGAAGCUUCUAUUUAUACAGGUAUUACAUUGUCAGAGUAUUUCAGAGAUAUGGGUUACAAUGUCUCUAUGAUGGCUGAUUCAACGUCUCGUUGGGCUGAAGCAUUGCGUGAGAUAUCAGGUCGUCUUGCUGAAAUGCCUGCUGAUAGUGGGUACCCUGCUUACUUGGGUGCUCGUUUAGCAUCAUUUUAUGAACGUGCUGGCCGUGUGAAAUGUUUGGGUAACCCAGAGCGGGAAGGUUCUGUUAGUAUAGUCGGAGCUGUGAGUCCUCCUGGAGGUGAUUUCUCCGAUCCAGUUACAUCCGCUACAUUAGGUAUUGUACAAGUGUUCUGGGGAUUAGACAAAAAAUUGGCCCAACGUAAACAUUUCCCUUCCAUCAAUUGGCUUAUAUCAUACAGUAAAUAUACGAGAGCGUUGGAUGACUUCUACGACAAAAAUUUCCCAGAGUUUGUACCAUUAAGAACUAAAGUAAAGGAAAUUUUGCAAGAAGAAGAAGAUUUAUCAGAAAUUGUUCAACUGGUCGGUAAAGCAUCACUUGCAGAAUCUGAUAAAAUCACAUUGGAAGUUGCUAAAUUAUUGAAGGACGACUUCUUACAACAAAACAGUUAUUCGCCUUAUGAUCGUUUCUGCCCAUUCUAUAAGACUGUUGGCAUGUUAAGAAAUACAAUUGCAUUUUAUGACAUGGCUCGUCAUGUUGUGGAAUCAACAGCUCAAUCUGAAAAUAAAAUAACAUGGUCUGUAAUCAGAGACAGUAUGGGCAAUAUACUCUACCAAUUGUCGUCAAUGAAAUUCAAGGACCCAGUUAAAGAUGGUGAAGCAAAAAUUCGGGCUGAUUUUGAUCAAUUAUAUGAUGAUAUACAGCAAGCCUUUAGAAAUCUAGAGGAUUAAUUCAUUUUGUAAUGUCUCGUUGUUCAAAAAAGUUUGUAAAAAAAAAAAAAAAAGUAAUAUAUCUAAUAAUAAUUUGUUGUUGUUUCCUCCAGCUUUUCAUCAAAUUGCACACAUCAUAGGUAUGAAACUGGUGAAGGAUGUAAAAUUCUUUUUAUUCAUAAUCUUGUUAUUAGUAUCAUUAAGAAUUAUUUAAAAAUCUUCUUUUCACCAUUCCAUUUACGUAGCUUUCUCUUUUAUAGUAGUAGAGUUAUUAUUUUAUAAUUUAUUUUUAGAUUCGACAAUAAGACGUAUCAUGUGAAUUUUAUAAAUUCAAUUUCUUUAAAAUAAAAACAUUUAAAAAGAUAAAUACAUCUACCAUCAUGUAAAUAAUAUUUGUAUUACCAAAUUUGCCUUUCAUAAUAAUAUAAAAUAAUGUUUAUUAUCUUUGAAUAUUUUCUUUUUACAAGGGAGUAUUUAAACUUCAAACCAAAUUACUCAUUAUUAAUAUUUGGCCAACAAACAUUUUUUAUUUAGUCAAGUUAACUAAAUUAGCAUUUAUUUUCUUUAAACCCU
Messenger RNA from Adelges cooleyi (spruce gall adelgid), 4847 nucleotides. RefSeq lists its product as uncharacterized. Gene Ontology annotation, molecular function: proton-transporting ATPase activity, rotational mechanism; lipase activity; ATP hydrolysis activity. The transcript has 24 exons. NCBI's taxonomy places the organism in Eukaryota, Metazoa, Arthropoda, Insecta, Hemiptera, Adelgidae. Gene Ontology annotation, cellular component: lysosomal membrane; proton-transporting V-type ATPase, V1 domain. The record is from RefSeq and is a predicted model, not a curated record. Gene Ontology annotation, biological process: lipid catabolic process; proton transmembrane transport; cholesterol metabolic process.